Molecule: messenger RNA, 2906 nt
Organism: Amaranthus tricolor (Joseph's coat)
Lineage: Eukaryota; Viridiplantae; Streptophyta; Magnoliopsida; Caryophyllales; Amaranthaceae
Product: methylcrotonoyl-CoA carboxylase subunit alpha, mitochondrial
Exons: 16
Coding region: 246-2480 (744 amino acids)
Cellular component (GO): mitochondrion
Molecular function (GO): ATP binding; methylcrotonoyl-CoA carboxylase activity; metal ion binding
Source: RefSeq, a predicted model, not a curated record
UACCAAGUGUGGCAUUCUUAAAUUAAAAUCAUAAAAAAAUAAAGAAAGGGCAGCAAAGUGUUGAAGAACCAGUGAUCGAUGAGUCAUAGUCUAGUCAAAAUGCCAGCACUUCAUCAUCAUCCAUCAACAUGAUUCAAUGAUUCAUCAGUUCUAUCCAUUCCAUUACGCGACUAAUUUAAUCUCCCCCGGAUAAAAUUUCAGCAAUUAAUUUCUGAAACUUCAUUUUUUUGCGGGCUUUAACAACAAUGGUAGCUUUAACUUUUCUCUUCCGCCGCAAAAUCCACCAGCAAAACCGUCAUGUACUGGCGCGAUUCUCACUUUUUCGACGUUUUUCGUCGUCGGAAGGUUCAGGCGAAGGUAAGAAGGAGAUGAUUGAGAAGAUUUUAGUAGCAAAUCGAGGAGAAAUUGCGUGUAGAAUUAUGAGAACAGCAAAGAAAUUAGGGAUAAGAACUGUUGCUGUUUAUAGUGACGCUGAUCGAGAUAGUCUUCAUGUUAAGUACGCUGAUGAAGCUGUUCGUAUUGGUCCUCCGCCGGCGAAAUUGAGUUAUUUACAAGGAAAUUCUAUUAUUGAUGCUGCUAAGAUGACUGGUGCUCAGGCCAUUCAUCCAGGAUAUGGAUUUUUGUCCGAAAAUGCUGAGUUUGCUCAGCAGUGCAAAGACAAGGGUCUGUCUUUUAUAGGACCUCCUGCAUCUGCAAUACGAGAUAUGGGUGACAAAAGUGCAUCAAAGAGGAUAAUGGGUAAAGCUGGUGUUCCUCUUGUGCCUGGAUAUCAUGGGAAUGAUCAAGAUAUUGACCUAAUGAUAUUAGAAGCUGAAAAAAUUGGUUAUCCCAUUCUAAUAAAGCCAACUCAUGGAGGUGGAGGAAAGGGCAUGAGGAUUGUGCAAAAGGCAGAUGAAUUUUUUGAAUCAUUCUUGGCUGCUAAAAGGGAGGCGGCUGCUUCUUUUGGAGUUGACGCGAUCCUGCUUGAGAAAUAUAUCACAAGACCAAGGCAUAUAGAAGUGCAGGUUUUUGGAGACAAACAUGGCAAUGUUAUAUAUUUAUAUGAGAGGGAUUGCAGUGUACAGAGAAGACACCAGAAAAUAAUUGAAGAAGCCCCAGCUCCUAACGUCAGUAGUGAUUUUCGUUUGCAAGUGGGUGAAGCUGCUGUUUCUGCAGCCAAGGCAGUUGGUUAUUAUAAUGCUGGAACUGUUGAGUUCAUUGUGGAUACUCUCUCGGGUCAAUUUUAUUUCAUGGAGAUGAACACACGAUUACAGGUUGAGCAUCCUGUCACAGAGAUGAUUGUUGGCCAAGAUCUCGUAGAGUGGCAGAUUCGAGUAGCUAAUGGCGAGCCUCUUCCUCUUACACAAGCAGAGGUGCCUUUAUUAGGGCAUGCAUUUGAAGCCCGUAUAUAUGCUGAAAAUGUUCCAAAAGGGUUUCUUCCAGCUACGGGGGUCCUUCAUCACUAUAGACCUGUUCCAGAGUCAGAAACAGUUCGCGUUGAGACGGGAGUUGAACAAGGAGAUACUGUUAGUAUGCAUUAUGAUCCCAUGAUAGCGAAGCUUGUUGUUUGGGGAGAAAAGCGUGCUGCAGCAUUAGUUAAACUGAAGGAUUGCUUAUUGAAAUUUCAGGUAGCUGGCUUGCCAACUAACAUCAAUUUCCUUUAUAAACUGGUUGACCAUUGGGCCUUUGAGAAUGGUCAAGUUGAAACUCAUUUUAUUGAGCACCACCGAGAAGCACUAUUUGCUGAUUCAAAUAAUCUGGAGCGGGCAGAGGAGUUAUACAAAUCUGCUUCACAUAGUGCAAUGCUUGUUGCUGCUUGUCUCUGUAAGAAGGAAAUUAACACGAUGAAGGGUAUCUGUCAGGGAGAUAGAAACCCACUUUCAAUCUGGUAUUCUGACCCCCCAUUUAGAGUCAACUAUUGUGCCAAGCGGGAUAUUGAACUCGAGUUGGAGGAUGAUUAUGGUAGUGCUAGUGGUCCAGUGCCCUUGAAAUUGAUCCUUACAUACGAGCAAGAUGGGAGUUAUCUCGUUGAGGAUGGAGAAUGCAGUUCCCCUGGUAUGCAAGUUAAAGUUGAGCAGCUAGGUGAUCAAGAUUUUAGGGUAGAAGCUCAAGGACUGAGUGUGCACAUAACUUUAGCUGUUUAUACUAAGGAUAAUUUUAAGCACAUAUACAUUUGGAAUGGCUUGCAAUGUCAUCACUUUAAGCAAAAAAUCGGGCUGGAAUUGUCUGGGGAAGAUGACACUGAACAUCAGCCUGAUAGCGCACAGAUGUCCUCUCACUCUCCAGGUUCCGUAUUGGCACCAAUGGCCGGUUUAGUGGUCAAGGUUCUCGGGAAGAACGGGGAGAAAGUAGAGGCUGGACAACCAGUUGUAGUCAUGGAAGCCAUGAAAAUGGAGCAUGUUGUAAAGUCUCCUUCCAACGGUUUCAUUCACGGACUUCAAGUGGUUCCAGGGCAGCAAGUAUCAGAUGGUAGCGUUCUAUUCACUGUAAAGGAAGACUAAGAGGAUCUGGUUCACCGGGCGAUCCCGAAGCUAAAAACAAAACUAUGUCCUUAUAGCAUGUAGAUGAUUUAUAAUCUAAUGCAAGCCUUUUCUGCUGGUAAUUAGAAGCCAAGCUCUUCAAGAUGUAACACAAAUAGCAGACUGUACAAAAUAGUACUGGCAAUUCUUGUAUAGAACAAAGUGAAGUUACCAAAUAAUAUGCCUCUACUUGGAAACAUUUGUGAAAUGAAACCUCAAAGAGGUUCAACCAAGAAAAACAAUAUGAGAAUUAAAGCAAACUAUGAACACAAGUGUUUAUGUGGUUAUGUGGUAUCUUGGAUACCUCUCCCUCAAAUGUAGUUUUAUUAGAUUGAAAUUCAACAAUUACAAUAUAAUAAACCUCUCUUAUAUCUUGAGAACAAUCUCUCAAGAUCACAAAUACUAAAG